CUCAAUGUUUAUGUUUAUAAUCAAAGCUGUGUAGGUUAAUAAGUGUCUUCUUGUUUUAAAUUAGAUUUGAAAUUAGAAAUUGAUAAUGAUCGAAUCUUUUGGAAGGAGAAUGAAUCAUAUUGAAACGCUUGUGUCUAUAUCUAUCAAAAUUAUUCUUGAUAACUUGCCUUUGUACAUUAAAGAUGAUGUGAAAAUGCUGGAGAUCCUACCGUUUCAACUAAAGAAUAUAAUUCUUAAAAGAUUCACAAGUUCAUCCUACUUUUGGCGAAAUAUAGAUUUCAAAACUGUUUUAUCAGCAGUGGUAAAUGUUUACACAUCACAAAUUGAUUUAACUUCAGUAGUAGUGGAUGAUGAAAUGCUGGGAAUACUAACAAACAGUAAAAAUUUAACAAAAAUCUAUUUAUCUAGAAGUAAUGGAAAUUUGAUGAC
This is a messenger RNA of Leptinotarsa decemlineata (Colorado potato beetle), 429 nucleotides long. RefSeq lists its product as uncharacterized. Gene Ontology annotation, cellular component: cytoplasm; SCF ubiquitin ligase complex. The record is from RefSeq and is a predicted model, not a curated record. Lineage: Eukaryota; Metazoa; Arthropoda; Insecta; Coleoptera; Chrysomelidae. Gene Ontology annotation, biological process: SCF-dependent proteasomal ubiquitin-dependent protein catabolic process.